GCGGAGCGGAAGAGGAUGCUGACGCUGGAAUAAACAUGGCGCCUUGGGGCUUCGGGGCUGUGGUGGAGCUGUUGCUGCUACUUCUCUGCGCCGUCCCGGCCGGCGCCCGUGUCCAUCACCUCACCCUCAAAGAUGAUGUGAGGCAGAAGGUGCACCUGAAUACCUUUGGCUUCUUCAAGAAUGGUUUCAUGACAGUCAAUGUCAGCAACCUUUCACUGAAGCCACCUGUGAGCCCUGAUGACAAGAGCAGCUUAUCGGUGGGGUUCAGCUUGGAUCGAACAAGGAAUGAUGGGUUCUCUACUUAUUUGGAUGAAGAAGUGGAUUACUGUAUCUUGAAAAAGAAACCAGAACAAGAUGUCUCUGUUGUAAUCUUACUUCUGGACUUGGAAACGGAAGUGGUGAAGGUACGGUUCUCUGCAGGAGCUUCUUCUUUACCUAAAAUUUCCUUCAUAUCUGAGGGAAAUGGCACUGCCUUAAGUACCACAGCACUGAAAACGUCUGAGCAAAGCAGUGAUUCUGAUAAAAAUCCUGCAAAGAUGGACCCAAGUACAGACAGUGAAGGUAAGAAGUCCAAACGAAGUACAACAUCCUCCCAGAGCAUAGUAGAACAAGAACAUCAUGUUCACAGUGAAAGAGGAACUUUUUCAUUUCAGUUUUAUUUUAACAUCAGCUCUGAUAACCAAGAAGGUCUCUACAGCCUGUAUUUCCAUAAAUGUGUUGGCAAGGAUGGGCCAGCUAAUGACAAGCAGCUAUUUAGUCUUGACAUAGAAAUUACGGAAAAGAAUCCUCAGAGCUACCUCUCAGCUGGUGAGAUCCCCCUGCCAAAACUUUACAUUUCCAUGGCGAUCUUCUUUUUCCUGUCUGGGACUGUAUGGAUCCACAUACUUCGUAAACGCAGGAAUGAUGUCUUUAAGAUUCACUGGCUAAUGGCAGCCCUUCCUUUCACCAAGUCUCUGUCCUUGGUCUUCCAUGCAAUCGACUAUCACUACAUUUCUUCUCAGGGAUUUCCUAUUGAAGGCUGGGCUGUUGUUUAUUACAUCACUCACCUACUGAAAGGUGCUCUUCUGUUCAUCACUAUUGCCCUUAUUGGCACAGGAUGGGCUUUCAUUAAACACAUCUUGUCAGACAAGGACAAAAAAAUUUUCAUGAUUGUCAUCCCGCUUCAGGUACUGGCAAAUGUGGCAUACAUUAUCAUAGAAUCAACAGAAGAAGGGACAACUGAAUAUGGACUGUGGAAAGAAAUUCUCUUCCUGGUAGACUUGCUAUGUUGUGGAGCCAUCCUAUUUCCAGUGGUGUGGUCAAUAAGACAUUUACAGGAGGCUUCGGCAACAGAUGGGAAAGCUGCCAUUAACCUAGCAAAACUGAAGCUCUUCAGACAUUACUAUGUUAUGAUUGUGUGUUACAUUUACUUCACAAGGAUCAUAGCAAUUUUCAUAAAGAUUGCUGUUCCAUUCCAGUGGAAAUGGCUGUACCAGCUGCUGGAUGAGAUGGCUACACUUGUGUUCUUUGUCCUCACUGGGUACAAGUUCCGUCCGGCAUCAGACAACCCCUACCUACAGCUUUCUCAAGACGAUGAGGAUGACUUGGAUAUGGAAGCUGUGGUGACGACUUCUGGAGUAAUGGAGGGCAUGAAGAAGGUCAAGAAAGUGGUGAAUGGUUCGGCAGAGCCACGUGGCGACUGGGAAAGCACGGCAUGACAGACUGGACUGAGGCAGCACUUUCAGAGAAACUUUUUUAAUUUAUUAAUAUUACUCUCAGUGGAAAGGGAGCAACUGGCACUUCCCAACACUGAAACCGCGGCGUGGGGUGUGUCUAAGGGGAGCAAAGCAGUGCAGAAAUACUAUUCCUCUCACCAUAAGAAAAUGGGAUCUCUUGGUACCUGCAAAGAGUGUGCUUUCCUAGGGAUUUUGGGUAGCUUAUUCUUUUUCCCCCCUCUUUCUGGAUCGAUUUGGUAUUCUGAAUUGUUUGCAGUUGCAUUCUUCAGAAUGUGGAAUACUAAUAUGGAGAGAGACCUGUAGUGUGUAUCUAAAGUAUAUAUUUUACAUAAUGCUCAUAUAUAUCUCUGUACACACUUGCUGUGUAACAUGUAUACUGGGAAUUACACAGUGUCAGAAGGUGAGAAAAGAAGAUAAGAGAUGUAAGUAUUUAUUCUGUUUUUCUUUUUUAUAAACACUUCUUUUGGCUUUUUGGACAAAACAAUGCAAAACAAAGGAAUAGAAACAAUUGCAGUUAUUUGAGAGACUAAAUGGGGCAUUGGAUCAGACGAGUUCUGCCACUGCUCACAUCAGUGGGAAGGCUGAUAAGUAUCUUCUUGUCUUUAUCAAUGCAGGUAUCCACUUGAAUAUGUCAGGGUUUCAAAUGUAUUGUUAUACAGGGAGCGAGUAACUGCUCUCCACUAAAAGCACCAGCCUGUAGUGCAAUCCAGCACUAAGGUAAAUUCUCCAAUGUUGAUGGAGUUGCUCUUGAUUCACACCCACCUGACAAGAAAUACACAAGAGGUGUAAGACUGAUGCUUGCUUUCUUAGAAGUCUGCCAUGCUAUCUUAAAACAUUUAAUUUCAAGCUGUGACCCAGAGCACUUUGAUCUGCUCUAUAGGAUAUUUUUAAGGUAUUUUAAAAGACACUCCUUUCUGGCACAGUGCAAACAGUACUAGAAUCUCCAGUGGAAGUCUGUCUAGCAAGCAUAAUGCAGCAUAAGUCUCUGGUUCACCGUUAUCCUGAGUUCCUUAGCCUCUCUGGCUGGCUACUUGUACCUCUCUGGCUGUGUAGGUUUAAUGAUAUUGCUGUUUCAGGUGAGCUGAACUUGUCAGAAUGGUAUUGCUGCCAGAACCAGACACCUGCAGCUCCCACUCCUAAGUGUUUUUUGUCAGGAAAGGAAAAGAUUGUGACCAGAACCUCAGUGCAGGGGAGUACGGAGGUCUCUACUAUUACCUGCAGACUUGGAGUGGAGUCUUUUACAGACGUGUUACAAAUUCCACGUGUGUUUUAUCUGUAGUGCUCUGGUAUUGUUAGUAAGGGAAGCUGGUGCCCAUAGCUGUAAUAGGAAGGUGUAGCAGAUAAUUGUUAAUCUUGAGGGAGAUGGAAGUGAUUCAUUGAUAUGUGAGGGUAAGCUUUUAAGGAAAAAUAAAUCAAAUUUAACUCGCUGACCCACCGAAGCCUUAAUAUUCAUGUAGAGACAUUGACAUAUGGUGCUGUUGAGCAAAGUGCGUCUAUCAGGGUGGCAGGGAUAGGCAUCAGCACAGAGCUGCGGGUGUGCCGCAGCUUUUACGAACUCGCUUGGGAAUAGCUUUUUGACUGAAGACACUACAUCUCUGGAGCACAACUGGUUAGAGGACUGUUAGCCACUAGGGUUUUUAUCCUUUAAGAAGGGGGGCUUUCUUUGCGACCUCGAACCACUUCUUUCUUAGCCUUGAAGAGGGUUUGUAGAGCUCUUAAGUGAGCAGUCUGUACCAAGAUUUGCUGUUUGAUGAGCAACAUAGUUUUCUCCAGUUGCUACUUCUCUUUGCAGGUGUUGGUUCCUGCUUUGAUAUCUGGAACUGUUUUUAGUUCAGAUAAAAGCAUGAGACUAGCCCUCUUCUGUAGGUACAGAGUACUCUUCUGUGUUUUCCUCAUCAGUUAUAAUGCAUAGUGUUCGCAGCAGUGACAGUUUGACUUCUGUCAUUGUCAAUGGCACAGUUUUAGUUCAGAGAGCCUGCACCACUAGCAAGGCUGUUGGGCAACCAAUGAGCCUUUUAGACCUUCUGUAUGAAGAAAUCUUCUGCAUACGAAGUAGUUGAGGUGUGAGAAGUUGGGCUAUAAGCAAACAUAGGCAAUCCCAGCUCAUUGUACCCUUAAAUACAAUACCUGAAAAACUCAUUCUCUCUCCACACAGUCUUGUGUGGAAGUGUCACUGUCUGCAUCCCAAGGGCCACUCAAACAGGCUACAAACUUUGUUUGGAGUAGUUACCCUGGAGACUUGAGGUCUGUAAGGGAUGAGGAUUUGCUGUCAGGAACAGAAGUGCAGCAUCCCUGGUAAACUGGACACUGUGCUGGAGUAGGACCUGUUAAUGCAUUUUGCAAAGUAGAUGUGAAAUUCGGAUGGCUUUGGCAUUUCACCCAAACCCAUGAGGGGCUGUGCCGGGAUCCCAGCACAUGCUGAGCUUGUUUCAAACAGCUACUGACUUCAUACCUCAGCAUCCAUGGAGCUGCUGAUUUGGCUAGUGCUUUUACCUUAGUCUUGGGUUUCUUUUCUUCUUGUGUACUUUUUUGCUAAGGUUGUGUACGGUGUGGGUUUAUCUGCCAAGUCCCUGGCUCAGUUGUCAAAAUCCAAAAAAAGGCUGAUUUUUUUUAUUUUUUUUUUUUUUGGUCUUGGAAUGAAAAGCCAUGGCAGUACUCAGUAUUUUUGGAAGAGUCUUUUUCCAAGUUCAGACCUGAGCUCAGCAGUCUGCUUUACAACAGACUUCAGCUCGCACUUAAUGCAGGAUGUUAACCAGCAGUACAGCACUAACAAAUCAGACCUUAGCACUAGUAAACAAACCGAAUGUGGAUGUACAAGUCAAACACAGAGUGAUAGAAGGUCAUUACUGCAGCCAUUUCCAAAGUAAAUUUCCACUUUCUCUGGAUUUCCUUGGAGCAGGUCAAAAAAAUCUGUCUUGUAAGUUUUUAUGAUGGAUUGGACAGUGGCUGGGGUGUCGGAGGAUGGAGAGAGUGGCUGCCGUUGUGCUUCUCGUGCAGCACAGUGUGUGCUGCACAGCAGAGCAUCGAAGAGAGGGCUGCUCCCUCCCCUUCCUCCCAGGGCAAACCUGCAUCUGCAUGACUGGCAAGUGCCCGAUACUAUAUUGCUAGGAAAAAGCAGCAGCUUGGAGCUCACCAGGCAGGAUAAUCACAGUGCUUGCCUUUCAAAUGCUGAAGGCUGUAUAUCUGGUAGGAAGCUGCCCCUUCACAGGGAGGGAAAAUAGAAGAGUUGCUUAUGGCUUACAGAUCAUUUUGGGAUGCAGCCUUACUUUCGUGUCUCUGCCUUGUACUGAAGUGAGCACCAAUUGUUAUGUGAGCAGACAGCUAUGUCCUGAUGGAGUCCUGGAAAUGCAAACCUGGUGUAAUUCCCAGUAAAUGGUUUUGAAUGCAUGCAUGUAUGUUGCUGCAGUGGAGUGAUCGGCACUCUCUGCAGACAAGAAUGAGAUUGGUUCAGCUUUCAGUUGUAAUGCAGGUUUCGCCCCAAUAAAUCCCUAUUGAUGAUGACACACAAAUGCCACGGAUGCACUCCUUCUUCCUGCUGUAACUGUUCAGCAAGCUGUCUUCCAAAGGAAACCUUGCCGACAACUGCCAGACUCUUGCUUUCUCCAGGCCUGAAAAUGUUUUCCUUGAUGCUUCAUCAAGACACGUACUAAAAGAUAGCAAGACAUAAUGGGGUCAUCUGGAACGUUGCUGCUGCUUGCUCAGGCUGUAGCAGUUUGAGUUGAAGAAGCCACAUGCUGUCCUAUUAAGAUGCUCUUUCAUGUUGUCAUCUUGCUCAGCGUGUCAUGAUCUGUGCAGUGCAUUGUUCGGUGUUUCUCUCCAGCCGAGUGCCCUGUUCCUGGAUUUCCAUGCUGGCAUACCCUGGGAACAUGUUGUAAAAAUUUGCUGCAUUGCAGUAUUUUGUCUUGGAGCUAGGAAUGUGGACGAUAUAUUUCAGUUAAGUGGACUCUUUGAGCAUGAGUGUGCAUCCACCACGUACCCUUAAGCACUGUAACAUUCCUUGUGGCCGUGAAAGGGCACAUUCUAAUCACUCCAGUGUGUGUAUUCAUGAAAGUCCAGUGGGAGAUUUUUAGGAUGUUAUAUCUUCUUUCUAGUGUGCUCCCUUCGGAGAAGAGAAAUGCAGUCUGACUGGUGACAAUCAAAUUGACAAGAAAGGGAGGGGCGUUUGUUUUUUCUUUGAAUGUUGCCUGGCUGCAUUUGAUGCAAAUAUUGGGUGUUUGUAUGUUCUAUUGAGCUCUGAAAACUGAAGUGGCCUAGCUAUUAAAAAAAAGAAUUGAGUAGUAGCAUGGGUAUAGAAGGGAAGGAAAUCCUUCCUCCUUUACUCUGCCUGGUUUGUCUCUGUCAGUCUGACCUGUCGUGGUAGGUAAUGAACUGCUGUUACUUUAAAGCGAAUGUUUUAUUGGUUCUGUAUCAUGACCUCCACUUCAAUCAUAGUUUAUUUCCCCAUCUUUCACCUUUGUAACAAGAGCACAGACCUGUGGCCUGCAGCAGAGGGAAAGUGCAGUGAUGUUUGAAACAUGGUGGGAUGGACGGACGGACAAGGUCAUAGGUUUCAGGCAGUGUAACUUCAGUAACCUGAAUGUUUCAUGAAAACUGAGGCAGUGCUGCCCAGAGGCACUUGACCAAUGUUUCUUUGUGUUCCCUAGGGCUGAUUUGCUGGAAAACGUUGUUCUAAAUUGGAUUAAUCUGGCUUUUCUUGUAGCCGCUGGGUAUGGUGCUGUAUUGGGCUUAUUAAUCACUUUUACUUAGCAAUACUGGGAAGCUGCGUAUUUUCCCCUCUUGUAGUUUCUUGCUUGGCUGUAGCAAUGAUCCUGUAAGAACUCUGCGUGAUGCGAACUUGCAAGUGGCCAGAACAGGAUUUAAGAAAAACACUGAGAUACUUAUUUGUGAAGUGACAGUACCAGAAGUACGUGGCUGGGCAGAGUCACUCCUUGUGGGACGACUGGCUCAAGAACCCAUUUCUGUUCUGACUGCAGCAAUCGUUUAGAAAGGAUAGGUCUUAAUAAAUAUUUCCCUGUGGGAUUUUACUCGGCGUUUUUUUCUCUAUGUAAUGAAGUGGAGCCCAACCUCCACAUUAUCCGAAGCACUUAGUCUUGUAGCUAGGAUACCGAGGUGCUGGGUUGGUACCUGUUCUGUCAAAACAGAGUAUGGGUCAAAAUAGCUUCCCUUUCACUUUAGUAACUUAAUAUUUAAUACUAGAUCCUCUUGUGUUAUUAAGCAGCUUUAGGGCAUCUUGUACAGUGUAGCUUUGAAUUCAUUUAGUAAAUGACCUCCAAAAGAAGUCAAAAAGACUUCACUGUGUACAGCAAGGUCCAGUUCCAGGGGUUUUGGUGACCUGUAAAUAUCCUGUUCCUCAGUUCAUGUUCAGAUGUACAAAUGGGUUUUUUUCAGUAUUUUUUUAAGCUUUAAUAAAAGAACAACCAGUAUUUGAAGAGAAGCAAGGUAGAUACAAAUCAAGAUGGUCUGUGUAACUUGGUUUCCCUGCUGUGAUGCAAACGUGUAAAAUAAAAAUUGACCGGAAAGAAGUUGAAUGCAUCUCAUUUUCUGCUUCUGAACUCCUAGCAACCAAGCUGACCUGUUGCUUUAGAAGUCUGCGUUUCCCCAUCCCUGCCUUCCAUUUGCAACCGUUAACAUCUGCAUUGUCGGUACAGAGUCAAAGCAUGAAAAACUUGUGCAGGAAAAGCUAGGGGAAAAGCUCUGUUGUCAUUGGCCUGCAGUGGGGUUCACUGAGGUGCCUUUCCUGGAGCUGAAAGAUCUUCAGAUCCUACAGCUGUGCUUGUGUGCGCUUCCAUCCUUGUGUCAAUGGUGUCAGCUUGCCGCGCAGGGGAAGACAAGGAGCCUGGUGCUUUGAACCUGGGUGACCAGAAACAAAUUGAGGGUAGAAACCUUCAUCUUCAGUAAUAUCCUCAGUGGAUCAGACUGCGUUAUCUCAAAAGGGCAUGUCCUUGGUUUGUUUUAGGCAGGGCUGAAGGUUAUUUGAGACUUUUGUACUUCUCUUCCUGAGAUGGUUGGGAUCUAGCCAUGCUUUUGGUUGGCAGGGAUGAGGAGGGCAAAAUAUUUCUGUAAAGUGCUCUUCCUGAUAAUCCCCUGCAUCUAAAAAGCAUGUGUCCUUUAUCACAGAAUGUAGUUCUUCAAGAUGUUCUCAUCCUGCCACUGAGGGGUAAUGCCAAAAAUAGCCUCUGUUCUCUACCCUGCAAAUCCUAAAUUCUGCAUUGCCUGAAGCCUUUGGGUGGGUGUUGUUUUACCAGGGAACUAAACUAUAAACAGGAUGUGGGUUUAGGGCUUAUGAAUACCCUGUGGCAGAGUAAAACAGAUGCCAUGCGAUGAGGGUGGUGAUGGGUGAAGGCUGCUGGGAUGGCUUGUAUCUAUUUCAUCCAGGUAGUUGUCGGAUGGUCAGUUUUCCCAAAUGGAACAUAUUCUGCUUUUUCUCUCAGUUGUAUGUUUGGCCUUAAAACAUCACCCUUUAAAGUGACAGCAGCCAAACUCAUCCCUGCUCAAAAGUGUGCGGCGCUCCAGUGGAGUUGACUGCACUGGGCCAAGAAAUCGUUCACCUGUAACGAAAAGCAAAAUGUGAGAGGUGUAGUGUGGAAAGUGGGAUAAAUUAUGGGAAAACUCAUUUGAGAUUCAGGCUAAAUGUAGGUAAUGUGGGAAAAGGGUCUUGAUUUCUGACUAUCCUCUCAAAGGAGAGAGAGAAAAAGAAAAAGCCCCUGUUUGCAACAGAGCCCCUGGUGUAGAAGGUCUACUGCAAGCAGGGAUUGUCUGGUUGACUUACUUAGGGGGGAGGAUAAACAAAACCAGAGCCCUAAUGCAGCUUUCCUCAAUGUUCUGUGCUUGGAUGCGAGUUUGUAGGUCCAGAGGAGGUAAAUUAUUUUACUGUAAGGAUUUUCUUCUACUGUCUGAAAUUCUGAGUUGUCUUGAUCACUUGCUGCUCCUUGUUGCAGCCUGAGCUGCCUGCUGUCAGUGCUCGUGCUAGAGCAAGAUUAUUUUCAUGACUGCAAAGAGCUGCCUUCUCUUUAAAUCUUGUUUCUGCCUUCCUUUGCCUUGUGACUGACAGACUGUAAUGAGCAGGAGCGUGUUGUAGUGCCCUGGAUAGUGAAUGGUCAAUAAAACCAAAUUGCUUUGUACAGAAGAGGUAAUAACACAACUUGUAUUGGCACAGCUGAUCCUGAUAGUGGGAUCCUCAGUCAGGAGACAAGGGCUUUCAUGUGUCUUAAGCAAUAAAAAAUGCAUGUCAUUCCUCUUUUCUCUCCCCUUUUAUCCAUGGAAAAUAAUGUAACUUGGGGCGACUCUGCUUUCUUCUGACUCUUUUCUACUGUGGAAUAUUUUUAGUGGGGUGGCUGAGAUAUAAUGCGUGAGAUAGCUUAGGUUUAUGGAUGGACUCGAUGAUCUUAAAGGUCUUUUCCAACCUAAAUGUUUCUCCUUUUACUGCUCCCUCUUGGGAUGAUUGUGCUGAGCUUGGCAAGAGACUUCCAGCAUCCUUAAUGAGAGGAGCCGUUAACGACAUGGAUUUGCUGUGGCAAGGGUAAAUAUAUUAAUAAGGGGGUUUUGUCCCUGAGGACGCUGCCCUGAGCUGAUAUUCUGCGGUCCUGAGUCAGUUUUGUAGGGUGGCACAAUGUCCCGUUGGCAGCCUGUCACCCUACGGAUGUGUCUGUGCCCAUCGCUCACUGCGGGGUGUGCAGGAGCGAUUGUUAGUGCCUCACUCGGCUCCUCCGUGGCUGGAAAUGCCUCUUGGGCUGAGCUGCUCAGGAUACUUAGUUUUGUAGGAGCUCGAUAAAGUCGUAAGAAAUCCCCACACCCAGCAGGGUGUGAAGGUGUUGAUCUGCAUCCCCUGGGAGAAGCCAAACUUGUUGGUUUUGGGGUGGAUCUGGUACUAGAAGGCAGUAGCCAAAUUGGAGGGGCUACAAAGAGCAGCUGCAGUGAUUGAGUGGAGAGAAUUGGGCAAUGACAGCAGAUUACAAGAAUUAAAGCUGUAAGCCUGACUAAGUGAUGAUUAAAGAGAGCCAGGAAGAUGUGGGACGCUACAAAAUGGCUGCAUAGAGGGGGGGGGAA
Molecule: messenger RNA, 9761 nt
Organism: Cuculus canorus (common cuckoo)
Lineage: Eukaryota; Metazoa; Chordata; Aves; Cuculiformes; Cuculidae
Gene: GPR107
Product: G protein-coupled receptor 107
Exons: 18
Coding region: 36-1697 (553 amino acids)
Biological process (GO): clathrin-dependent endocytosis
Cellular component (GO): Golgi apparatus; clathrin-coated vesicle; membrane
Molecular function (GO): clathrin heavy chain binding
Source: RefSeq, a predicted model, not a curated record